This is a messenger RNA of Gastrolobium bilobum, 707 nucleotides long. Its product is annotated as large ribosomal subunit protein eL22z-like. Bases 77 to 436 code for a protein of 119 amino acids. Gene Ontology annotation, molecular function: structural constituent of ribosome; RNA binding. Gene Ontology annotation, biological process: cytoplasmic translation. Gene Ontology annotation, cellular component: ribosome. Lineage: Eukaryota; Viridiplantae; Streptophyta; Magnoliopsida; Fabales; Fabaceae. The transcript has 2 exons. The record is from RefSeq and is a predicted model, not a curated record.
UAUAUUAUGAGCUGUGUGUCUGUGGUGAUUGAGUUGAGGUAGAGAGAGAGAGAGAGAGAGAGAGAGAGGCGCGAAAAUGAGCGGAACGAAGGGGAAGAAGAAGGGGGCGAGCUUCGUGAUCGAUUGCGCGAAGCCGGUGGAGGAUAAGAUAAUGGACAUAGCUUCCCUUGAGAAGUUCCUUCAGGAGAGGAUUAAAGUUGGCGGCAAGGCCGGUGCACUCGGUGAUUCCGUUACCGUCACUCGGGAAAAGAGUAAGAUCACCGUCACCUCCGACAGCAACUUCUCUAAACGGUAUCUCAAAUACUUAACCAAGAAGUACUUGAAAAAACACAAUGUGAGGGAUUGGCUUCGGGUGAUUGCCUCCAACAAGGAACGGAAUGUCUAUGAGUUGAGAUACUUCAACAUUGCUGAGAAUGAGGGUGAAGAGGAAGACUGAAAAUAUAAAUCUCUGUCGAGAGGCAUUCUGCAUUAGGCAUAAUUAUUGUUGACUCUCUUUUAUCUGUGUUGUUAAUUGACUUGUUACUGGUUGUUUCAGUAUUCUUGCGUUUAAUUUGGAAACCAACUUUAUGCUCUCUUGAAGUUUUAUAGUGAUUAUUGGAGAAGUUGUCCUAAAAAUUUAGAUGUAGUUCAUGCAUCUUAUAUGUUGGCAUGGCGUUUUUUUUUUUUGUUACCCUUUACUUUUACAGUGAGAGAUGUGCUUUUGAGUU